GUCUUGCCGCCCCCACCGCGCUACCCCAGCGGGAACCUCUAUACCGGCUACCCGCCCGGCGCCAUCAUCGAGACCAACAACACCCUCUCCAAGCAUACCGGCUCCGAGUACCAGCUGCUUGUCGGCGAGGGUACCUAUGUGCAACGCGACGAGCUUCUUCUGGCCACUCCUCCGCCUCACCCCUCCGACAAUCCCGUGCCCAACACCAACCCACUCGCGACCGCCAUCGCCCCUCCCACCCAGGGUACCAGACUCUCGCUAUGCAUAGUCGCCCCCAAGAAGUUUCCUGACAACUCACUUGCCCGCACUAUCACCCAAACUAGCCAGCCUUCUGCUAUUUCGCCUUCCAACCAAGACGACCCUCUGACCCCCACCACCGACUCGGCCUCCUUCUUCAGAUCCACCGCCCCUGUCUUUGGAGACUCCAACCCCGCCCUAGCUCCCAUUCCUAACAAGGAUUCCAAGGAUCCCUCCAAGAGGCGCAAGCCCAAGAACAACAUCGUCAAGAGCAACUCCUCGUUUGUGUCCAGAGUCAUUCCCCACGAAGCCCUUCAGAAGCGCCUUCAAGAACGCAAUCCUCAGGGAACCUUUGCUUUCUCAAACAUCAAUAGAGCCCUCCAAUGGCUAGACCUUUCUUCCGACACAAAGACCGAGAAUCUUACCAAAAUCUUGUUCACAAAAGCCCACGCUCUAUGUCACCAUGUCAACCCUCUGACCAAGAGUACUACCCAUCUGGACGUCAUCCUGGGCUUCUCCUCCUCAGACAUCAUAUGGUACGAGCCUGUAUCUCAGAAGUAUGCUCGUAUCAAUAAAAAUGGUGCCAUCAAUUCUUCUGCCGUUUCCUCCGUCUGGUGGUUGCCCAACAGUGAGAAUUUGUUCUUGGCAGCUCACACGGAUGGCACCUUGAUCGUCUACGACAAGGAAAAGGAAGACGCUCCUUUUGUUGCCGAACAAGAAUCUUCCGACUCUGCCGACACUCAUUCUGGCCCGGCGUCCUUUGUCAUCAAAAAGUCCGUUCAAUCGCGUAAUCAAAAGACCAACCCCGUAGCCGUGUGGAAGAUCAACAACCAGCAAAUCAACUGUAUCUCAUUCUCGCCUGAUGGCAGACAUCUUGCCGUUGUUUCGGAAGAUGGUUCCUUGCGCAUCAUCGACUACCUCAAGGAACAGCUCCUGGACGCCUUUACCUCCUACUACGGUGGUUUGAUCACCGUAACAUGGUCGCCUGACGGCCGGUAUAUUCUAACUGGUGGCCAAGAUGAUAUUGUCAGUAUCUGGUCCUUUGCAGAUGCUGCUCUGGUAGCGCGUUGUCAGGGACACAGUAGUUGGGUUACCGAUGUCAAGUUUGAUCCCUGGAGAUGCGACGAGCGCAACUAUCGCUUUGGAAGUGUCGGUGAAGAUUGUAAACUCCUGCUCUGGGACUUUUCUGUUGGUAUGCUCGGUCGACCGAGAGCGGUGAGUUCCAUUCCCAGCUCUUGCUUGCGACACAGCCUACUGAUGCAACCUGCGCAGAUGUCGAUCAAACAUAGAGGCAGCGUGACUUCUAAUGCCAUCACGCGAAAAGAGACCAAUUCUACCGUCGGCCGUAUCAGAUCACACUCGACCAUUUCCGAGGAUGGAGAAGGCGCGACAAAUGGGGCAGACGUCGUUCACGGCUUCAGGACAAAGGCAAGCACGGCCAUACUACCGCCCGUCAUGUCGAAANAGAUAGACAACCAUCCGUUGAGCUGGCUCGAGUUUCAGGAAGACUGUAUCAUGACAGCGUGCAAAGAUGGUAAGUGUUUUGCAGCUCUGUGUUGGGAUGUCCGGGAUCCACCAAGAGACAUGUCAAUUGCGCGUCGUCGCGUGAAGCCGAUCGGGCCUUUUGGUGUAGCAAUCUGCAAAAAUUCACGUUGGGCUGACACGCUUCACANNGGCCACAUCCAUACUUGGGACAGGCCCAAGGAAGGAACCGGAGAGAACGGACACAACUCCAACGAUGCCGACAACAAUGCCAUCUGA
Messenger RNA from Aureobasidium uvarum, 1998 nucleotides. Lineage: Eukaryota; Fungi; Ascomycota; Dothideomycetes; Dothideales; Saccotheciaceae. The record is from the annotation of a GenBank genome assembly.